Molecule: messenger RNA, 1341 nt
Organism: Durotheca rogersii
Lineage: Eukaryota; Fungi; Ascomycota; Sordariomycetes; Xylariales; Xylariaceae
Product: putative zuotin
Exons: 2
Coding region: 1-1341 (446 amino acids)
Biological process (GO): regulation of translational fidelity; 'de novo' cotranslational protein folding
Cellular component (GO): cytosol
Molecular function (GO): Hsp70 protein binding; ribosome binding
Source: RefSeq, a predicted model, not a curated record
AUGGCCGCUGCCACAAUAGUCGCACGGCCGCUGCCCAUCCUCCCGGACGGCUGGUCGGCCGAGAAGGACUUCAAGCCCCUCGGCUCCAUCACUGCCUCUACCCAACGCACCAUCGAGCCUGUCGGACCUCACUUCCUAGCCCACGCACGACGAGCCCGCCAUAAGCGCACCUUCUCCGAGGAUGACCGCAUCCAGGCCCAGGAGACGGCCAAGAGGAUCGAGAAUGACGACGAGAGCGAUGUCAGCGAGCCCGAAGAUCCUAUGAUGUUCCAACGGGAAGCCAAAGACUGGAAGUCCCAAGACCAUUACCAGGUCCUAGGCCUCUCGAAAUACCGGUGGCGAGCGACUGAGGAUCAGAUCAAGCGCGCCCACCGCAAGAAGGUCCUGAAGCACCAUCCCGACAAGAAGGCCGCCCAGGGGAACACCGAGGACGACAACUUCUUCAAGUGCAUCCAGAAGGCCACCGAGGUCCUCCUCGACCCGGUCAGGCGCCGCCAGUUCGAUUCUGUCGACGAAAAGGCCGACGCUACACCCCCAUCCAAGAAGGAGGCUGCCAAGGGCAACUACUACAAGCUGUGGGGGCGCGUCUUUAAGUCGGAGGCACGCUUCUCUAAGCAGCAGCCUGUCCCCAGCUUCGGCGACGAGAACUCGACUAAGGAAGAGGUCGAAGGCUUUUACAACUUUUGGUACAACUUCGACUCGUGGCGCUCCUUCGAGUAUCUCGACGAGGACGUGCCCGACGACAACGAGAAUCGCGACCAGAAGCGCCACAUGGAGCGCAAGAACACCAACGCUCGCAAGAAGAAGAAGGCCGAGGAUAACGCCCGCCUACGUAAGCUUCUCGACGACUGCUCCGCCGGCGACGAGCGCAUCAAGCGCUUCCGCCAGGCGGCCAACGCGGCCAAGAACAAGAAACGCCUUGAAAAGGAGGAGGCCGAGCGCAAGGCCAAGGAGGACGCGCGCCUCAAGAAAGAGGCCGAGGAGCAGGCGGCCCGCGAGGCCGAGGAGAAGGCCAAGGCCGACCGCGAGGCCAACAAGAAGGCCAAGGAGGCGGCCAAGAACGCAGUCAAGAAGAAUAAGCGCGUGCUACGCGGCUCUGUCAAGGACGCCAACUACUUCGCCGCCGCGGGUGCUGACGCGUCCCCAGCCCAGAUCGAUGCCGUACUCAACGACGUCGAGCUCGUCCAGGGCAAGAUCGAACCCGAAGAGGUCGCGGCCCUCGCCGGCAAGCUGACGGGGCUCAAGGUCGCCGACGAAAUCAAGGGCGUGUGGAGCGACGAGGUCAAACGCCUCAUCGCGGCUGGCAAGCUCCAGGACGGCGAUGCGAAGACGCUAGUGUGA